Chrysochloris asiatica (Cape golden mole) is the source of this 2581-nucleotide messenger RNA. It is a transcript of the gene ZNF654, whose product is annotated as zinc finger protein 654. Gene Ontology annotation, cellular component: nucleus. Lineage: Eukaryota; Metazoa; Chordata; Mammalia; Afrosoricida; Chrysochloridae. Gene Ontology annotation, molecular function: DNA-binding transcription factor activity, RNA polymerase II-specific; DNA binding. Gene Ontology annotation, biological process: regulation of transcription by RNA polymerase II. The transcript has 2 exons. The record is from RefSeq and is a predicted model, not a curated record. The coding region runs from base 306 to 1940 and encodes 544 amino acids.
AUCUGAAAAAGACAGUGGAAGGACAAGGCUUGUAUAAAGGGCUUGACUCUCUUACAGAUCAGACUAUUGGAGAGUUUUAUCCUGAUGAUGUAUCCGGAGUGCAAACUAAAGGUCAUAGUAAUACAAAGAAAAACUUUACAGCUCUUAAUGCUUCCAAAGUAGAUCACAAUGUCCCAAGGCAUCGGUGUGUAUUAUGUAACAAGGAGUUUCUAGGAGGUCACAUUGUAAGGCAUGCCCAGGCUCAUCAAAAAAAAGGCAGUUUUUCAUGUGUAAUAUGUGGUAGGAAAUUUAGAAACAAAGGACUUAUGCAAAAGCAUUUGAAAAAUCAUGUAAAGAAAAUUCAGAGGCAGCAAAUUGCUGUAGCUCAACAAGAGGAUCAGGAAAUACCUGCUUUGGAAGAAAUACAUUGUUCUGAUUCUUUUCUUUCUUAUGAAAAUGGAAAUGCUGAUGAUAAGAGCUUGGAAGUAGAGCUGCUUACUGCUUCCACUGAUAGAAAUAAAGAAAUCACCUCUGAGCAUGUGACUGAAGUCAUGGAAAUUCCUGUAACUGUACCAGAAGAUGUUACUGAAAACAUUAAAAAUGGCAGUUCUGAGACUCCUUUAAAUAAUAUUCUGGCGCCUUUACCUGAAUGUGAAGAUGAUGAUGAUGAUGAUGAUGAUGAAGAAGGUGAUUAUGAGGAAGAUGAUUAUGACCUGAAUCAAGAAACUUCAGUACUUCAUAAGAUAAAUGGAACUACUGUGUGCCAUCCAAAAGACAUAUAUGCUACAGAUCAGAAAGGAAACUUUAAGUGCCCUGCUCUUGGCUGUAUCAGGAUAUUUAAAAAAAUUGGAUUUCUAAAUAAGCAUGCAAGAACUGUACAUCCAACUGAUUUAAAUGUACGGCAAACAGUAAUGAAGUGGAGCAAAGGAAAAUGCAAAUUUUGCCAAAGGCAAUUUGAGGAUUCUCAACAUUUUAUAGAUCACCUUAAUAGACACAGCUAUCCAAAUGUGUACUUUUGCUUGCAUUUUAAUUGUAGUGAGUCCUUUAAACUGCCAUUCCAGCUUGCUCAGCACAUAAAAAGUCACAGGAUAUUUCAAGCUCAGUGUAGUUUUCCAGAAUGCCAUGAACUUUUUGAAGAUCUUCCUCUGCUGUAUGAACAUGAAGCUCAGCACUAUUUAAGUAAAACACCAGAAUCAUCUACACAACUAAGUGAAUCAAUUCUUUGGGAUGGUCUUACAGACUCAAAUCCUAAUCAUCAGGAAAAAGACUCGCCUAGUAAUGAGAAACAAAGUACUAGUCUGCCAGUGUCUACUAGCAAAUCAAGGAAAGAUUAUUCAGAACCAAAGACAUGUAUAGAAAGUAUAGAAAAGAAUACAGACAGUUCAGUUCAGAAUGGAAAUGAACAUUCUGAUGAUGCUGUUUCAGAUAUAAGUUUGAUAGACCAAAAGAUGCCUAAUGUAGAGCCAAAUUCUGAAAAUAGUUGUACCAUUAGUAAUCAGUUAGUUAAUGGACAUAGUGAUAUAGAACAAACAACUUUAAUUUCAUCAGAUCCUGCUUUGAAAAUUGAUAUAAGUAGAACCAGGAUGGAAAAUGGUUCCAUUUUACCCAAUGUUGUACUACAAGAACACAAUACCCUGCCAGUAUCUCAGGCACCUUCCAAACCAAAUCUGACAAGUGAACAUACUUCAUACGGCUUAAUUUUAACAAAGCCUUAUGUCAGACCAUUGCCUCCCAGUUACCUUGAUGAACGGUACCUUAGUAUGCCAAAACGCAGAAAAUUUCUGACUGAUAAAGUAGAUGCCUGUUCUGAUCAAGAUAAUGUUUGUAAAAAGUCAGUGAAAAGAUUACGAUGUGGCAAAUGCCUGACCACCUACUGUAAUGCAGAAGCACUUGAGGCUCACCUUGCACAAAAGAAAUGUCAGACACUCUUUGGAUUUGAUUCAGAUGAUGAAAGUGCCUGAUAAAAAUGUUUCAGAAAGAUCUGUCUAUCAAGCAGUAGUAUGAAAAAAGCACUACAAGAAAAAUGCAUCAUCAGUUUGCUAUUUCCCUGUUGGCCUUAAUUUUAGAGUGGUCUUGGAUUUUACUAAAGAUAAAGCAAAAGCACAUAUUAUAGAAUAAAUUUGCAGAGAUGUGCUGAUUAGACUCCUAAAGGGUUAUUACAGAACUCCCAAAGUACCAGUUAUCCAGAAAACCACACUUUAAAAGUCGGAUAAUUUAUAACAGCAUGUUCAGUUUCAUUUUCGUGAGAAACAUGCUCAGACAACUAGUCAGAAAGAAAAACCAGCUAUGGCCUUACAGAAAGGGAAGUUAACCCAUUUUAAAAAGGAGAUUGGUUUAUAAUAAAGUAUUAUACAAACGGUAUUUGUUUUCUUUUUAUGAAGCAUAAUCUGAUUAUUCUGGUCAAACAUGGUUUAAGGAACCAUUGCUAUUUGGUUAGAAACAUGGAAAAAAAAACUUGAUUCAUCACAUGUUACCCAUUAAAUAUUGUAACUUGUUUCCAGAUGAUUAGACAGUUCAUACAAAAGUGAAUGAAUGGCAUGCCAACACUGAAAACUAAAAUUUAAGAAAUAAAUAUAAAUCACCAAUCUUUUGCUAAUAAGCU